CGAUGGCGGGGGGCGUGGGAUACCGGGGCGGGCAGGAGAGCGACUGGGUGUCUCGUCUAGGAGAGGACCUCGUGGCCUUCAACAUGGGAGACGAAAAGGAAGGGGGGGAAUGGAAAGACAGCGCCAAGGACCCGGAGGUGUGGUACAACAAGGUCGAGGACGUGGCGGCAUGGCUCAUGAGGAAAUGGCACAGGCAGGAGGCGGAAGCGUCCGCGAAGCGCCAGCGCAUGAGGGCGGCCGAGGCAGCACUUGUGGCGAACUAUGUACCCGGCUGAUGUUGUUGCGCCCUGUAUCCCUCCCUGCUUUAUGCUAUACUCCUGUAUGUCCUUUGUAUUGACUUCGGCCUCUGUGCUGUGCUUCUUUUUUUCCAUGUCCUCCCUGCCUGCUCUGCUGCGUUGGAUACCUUGAUCUCGCUUUUGCUGUUGCUUUUGGUUUUUGUACAUCUGGCUGUCUGCCCAUCUGCCGCCUCUUUGUCCUGCUUGCUCCAUAACUCCCAUGCCCUGGGGGGCUCCGACGUUUUGAAUUGCCACUAUUGGGGGGAUGAGAUGUCCAAAAUGCCAUUAAUGAGGGCGCCGUCCUCAAAAGAGGCCUAGCUGCGGCGUCCACGUCACGCAUCUAUUUCCGCCGCGUUGUAGCGUUGUAGCCGCUUAGUUCCGCCGCACGUCGUUUAAUUCCGCCGCGUUCGUUCAUUACAUCAUCAACUUAGUCAAUCGUCGUGCCGUCGCGCGAUCUUAGACUCUACCACUUCCGAGAGGCUGUCGCUUGGAUACUAUGCGGACGGUAGUGUGUUGAGCAGUCGUUGGUAAUGUGAGGUGUCAUGCUACAGUACGUAUGGCUACAUUGCUUGAGUGGCAAUAAAUUGAAGAAAAGUCUAGACUAGGGCACAUCAAGCACGUGUACACUGUUAUGUACCGAUUCUGGUAAAAGUCAAUCGACGGAUACCCUGCGAGUCGGGUCCUCCUUGACAUUCGAUUGUGGUAUGAGUAUAUUUUGCACGGGUAUGCAAGUCUUUCAGUGUUUCACGUAUAGUUUCGAAGGACUUUGAGAAAAAUGGUUCCGAGGUAGUAGACGGUUGCGGUAUCAGAGCAGAAUUCCUUCGUCACCGUUGAAAUACUGGGCUCCCCGCCUGUGGGGAAAAUAAUAAUCUGCACAGCAAGCAACCCUGUUCUUGCUUUUUUUUUUUGCCUUCCGACAAUUGCAGAUGUACCUCAGAAAACUUUCACUUAAUAUCUAUAUCUCAUACUCUACAUGAAUAUUAAACCAAUACGAAGUACAACAACAUAAUAUGUAGGACUUAUUUCUACUGUCACUGAGAGUCUUUUGCUAGAUUUUGGCAUUUAGCAACUGACAUACGAUUUACUGUGAAGACAACAACAACAACAACAACAAGUCAACAAAACUUUGGUCGAAACACUGUUGUCAUUGGUUAUAUUUCAAAUUGAAGAGGAGAUAUGUUGUCUUCACAGUAAAUCGUAUGUCAGUUGCUAAAUGCCAAAAUCUAGCAAAAGACUCUCAGCCCGUGGUCACGAAAGUGCUAGAGCCAUCUGAGGAUCUAAAGAACACGCACACAUAUAACGAGAAAAAGGUAUCCAAGAGCCCGAAGAGGUACACCUAAAAAUCCCUGCAGCACCGUAUGCGUGCCCAAAAACUGAACUGCACGUCCGUCCCACCGUUCGACUACAGUAGCAUCACCCCCUCCCUGUCCCACUCUAUACCAAAACGGAAGAUUGCCGACUACAGCAUAAUGCUGUCUGAAGUGCUGUCUGUACAAAAACACCAUGGUAGGCAUGGAACAAGCAGCUGGCGGGGCACAAAGCUGCUGUCUGAAGUGCUGUCAGAAUGUGUCUGCGGCCGUACAGUGAAAAAGAACAACCAACCAAAGCCAUCAUAGCAGCAAUUGACAAUCACCCGAAUCUCUCCCGAUCGUCUGUGUUAGGCACUGCAGUGAAAAAUAUCGACACUAGCUAAGAAUCGUUCCACAUUGAAGGGGUCUUCCACGAUCAGGCACAAAACCAAUGCACCCGGGUUAGCUACGCCAUCUCUAACGGGUCUCUCUACAAGACCGGUGACGAUGUCAUCACACAAAACCAACACGGAAAGUCAGAAAAAAAACGAUAAAAAUUGACAACACAAGAUAGAACUGUUUGUCCGUGCGCCACGGGUCCAUGUCGCCCGCAUGCUCCGGUGCCAUUGCUCCAUCCGGCGCCGUUGUAGUCAGCCCGAGCAAAACGCCACUCGACCUGCUCCGUCCGUACACGCUCUCGUUGCUGUCCUUCCCAGUCCGUUCCUCGCUUUCUCCCUCAUUGCACUCAAGGUUCUUGGUCUGAAAAAAAAAAAUUCUCGCGCCGAAGGGGUCAACCAGCCCAGUUCAGCUCGUCGCCACCUGCUCCCUCCUCCUUUGAUGGCGAAGCCAGGUUACUGAGGCAAUACAGCUCCCUCUAGCAAACCUAGGGCCGUGUAGUGCCCGUCCACCUUUCUGAUGGUGUCUGCCUCCGCGCACAAAAAUGAGAUGGGCAUCACUGCCUACGCCGACGGCCAGAAAGGCCCGCGCAUCUACAUUUUCCCGCCUGACCCCAUCAGUGCC
Messenger RNA from Ectocarpus sp. CCAP 1310/34, 2584 nucleotides. Lineage: Eukaryota; Phaeophyceae; Ectocarpales; Ectocarpaceae. The record is from the annotation of a GenBank genome assembly.